AUGAAAGACAUCUUAGUGAUAAGAGAUCAUGAAACAGACUUGUCUUGUGUUGAGUGGCAUCCAGUUCAUCCUUCCAUGAUAACAACUGCUGCAUAUGAUGGGUCAAUGAAUCAUUAUAUUAUGGACUCAUAUAUUUCAGAUAACAAUAUCAAAAAUGAUAGCAAUAAUAAUUCCACAUCUCCAAUCGAAGCAUCACACAAAAUUCCUUAUGCUCAUGAAAAAGCUAUCCAUGCAUUAGAAUACCACCCAUUAGGCCAUCUAUUAUGUUCUGCAGGUGCUGAUAGAUCGGCACGGUUCUGGUCCAGGGCAAGGCCCAAUGACCCAAUGUCUUUCCAAGAUGCAUUAUACACAAACGAAAAAGUUGGUGCGUGGUACUAUGGUGUUAAUAACAAUAUUAAUGCUGUUAUUGAGCCAUCGACUGCAAGUGUGAAUAAGGAUGAUUCUUCAUCGGCACCCGCUAUCAAUUUACCGGGGCUUAAUAACUUACCAAAUGGUAAUGAAUCGAGUACUAAUGGAUGGGGUAAUAUUCCAGGUUUGAGAGGUCAUUAA
Messenger RNA from Debaryomyces fabryi, 549 nucleotides. RefSeq lists its product as uncharacterized. NCBI's taxonomy places the organism in Eukaryota, Fungi, Ascomycota, Pichiomycetes, Serinales, Debaryomycetaceae. The record is from RefSeq and is a predicted model, not a curated record. Bases 1 to 549 code for a protein of 182 amino acids. Gene Ontology annotation, molecular function: protein binding. Gene Ontology annotation, cellular component: mRNA cleavage and polyadenylation specificity factor complex. The transcript has a single exon.